This is a messenger RNA of Cicer arietinum (chickpea), 1114 nucleotides long. Its product is annotated as probable 2-oxoglutarate-dependent dioxygenase AOP1. The record is from RefSeq and is a predicted model, not a curated record. NCBI's taxonomy places the organism in Eukaryota, Viridiplantae, Streptophyta, Magnoliopsida, Fabales, Fabaceae.
UUAAAAAACAGUGCAAAAGAAAAAAUAACACAGAAAAAAUGAGUAAUCAGAUUGAGAUUCCACUUUUGGAUUUUAGUAAAGUAAAUGGAGUGACAUUAGAAGAAGGGAGUGAAAGGUGGAAAGAAAUGAGCAAGAAAGUGAGAGAAGCAUUUGAGAGUCAUGGUUGCUUCCUCUUGUUAUGUGAUCAAAUUCCAAAUGAUUUGCGUCAACAAAUGUUCGCGGAUAUGAAAUCAUUGUUUGAUCUACCCGAAGAGACCAAAAAGAAGUUCAUUGGGUCAAAGGCUUAUAGAGGCUACACGGCUAAUAGUCACGUCAUUCCCCAUUGUCAAAGCUUUGGGAUUGAUGAUGCUCUUAAGCCAGAUACCACUGAAAAUUUUACUAACCUCAUGUGGCCUCAAGGAAAUCCAACUUUUUGUGAGACACUCGGUUCAUUGACCAUAAAAACUCGAGAACUAAGUGCUCUUAUCUUGAAGAUGAUUAUCGAAGGUUUUGGACUUCCACAACAAUACAACUUGGAUGUUGAAGAGCUGAAUAACUCCAACGAUUCACGAAUGACUAGGUACCUACUUCCUGAGGAAAACAAGGAUCGUGAGAUUGCUUUGGUACCUCACACUGACAAAGGAACCUUAGCUGUCAUAUGCCACAAUGAAGUCCAAGGUCUGCAGGUUUUACCUAAAAAUGGCGAAUGGGUUGAUGUAGUUAUUCCCCCAAAUGGUUAUAUAGUACUUGUUGGUGACAUGUUGAAGGCAUGGAGCAAUGGAAGGUUCCAGGCACCCACACACAGAGUGGUGACAAGGGGAGAUAAAGAGAGAUUAGCAUUUAUAGUUUUUACUGUGCCAAAGGAAGAUAUGACCAUUAAGGUGCCAUCUGAAUUGGUGGAUGAUGAAAAUCACCCUCUCCGUUACCGACCAUUCAAAUAUGAGGACUUCAUAAAUUUUCAUUAUACAACUCGCACAGAGAAAGGAGUGCUUGAAGAAUUUGCUGGCCUUUGAUAACCCUUAUCAUGUGAUCCAACACCAUAACCCUUUAUUAUGUAAUAAAGAAAAGUACUAAGUCUUUCAAAUAUGCAAUAAAUUUGGAUCAAUAAAAUAAACUGCAGCGUCUUUUAAAAUUA